GCCCUUGCAGUUUCCAGUUCCAACUCUCAACACAUAAAACAAUGAGCUGUGUCUGUAGAACUAUGUUUUUCUUGCUUGUUUUGGCAAUAAUAGCCAUAAGUUCUUCAACUCCAAGUCCUUCUGAACCCGGUGAAGGGCAUACAGACGGCUUCGAGAUGUACAAGACAUGGCAUAUUCAUGCUGUCAAUGGGAUGAGCCACGAGAAGAUAUUGUUUCUGCAUUGCAAGUCUGGUGACAAUGAUUUGGGCAUCCAUAAUCUCACGGCAGGCACUGAAUUCAAUUGGAAAUUCAAGCCACAGAUACUCGGAAAAACGCUUUUCUGGUGUUACAUGGCCUGGGGCAAUGUCCAUGCUUCUUUCAAAGUGUUUUGGGACGAUAAUGAUCUUUUCUAUAGAUGCAAUUGGAAAAAUUGCAUUUGGACUGCUAAGGAUGAUGGGGUUUACUUGAAAAACAUUCCUGAAAACUACGAUGAAUUUCGUCACAAAUGGGAACCAGGAAGAUUGGACGCAAAUUCGACUAUGUGA
This is a messenger RNA of Theobroma cacao (cacao), 524 nucleotides long. Lineage: Eukaryota; Viridiplantae; Streptophyta; Magnoliopsida; Malvales; Malvaceae. The record is from RefSeq and is a predicted model, not a curated record.